Molecule: messenger RNA, 591 nt
Organism: Drosophila serrata
Lineage: Eukaryota; Metazoa; Arthropoda; Insecta; Diptera; Drosophilidae
Gene: Pfdn4
Product: prefoldin subunit 4
Biological process (GO): protein folding
Cellular component (GO): cytoplasm; prefoldin complex
Source: RefSeq, a predicted model, not a curated record
CAACACCAGGCAAGCACACUGCUGCAGCACUAAUUUUUGGAAAAUAGCAACAAAAUAGCAACUGUUUGUAAAACAGUCAAAAUUAUUUAUUAAAGCUAUCACAAAAUCAUCGAAAAUGGCAGCAAAGGUAGCAAGCGGCACGAACAAGGUGUUCCAGAAUCACGACGAUGUUCACAUCUCGUUCGAGGACCAGCAGAGGAUCAACCGCUUCGCCAAGCACAAUGCCCGCAUGGAUGAGUUCAAGGCCGAGCUGGAGCUGAAGCGCAACGAGCUGAAGUGCGUGGAGGAGGCACUGGAGGAGAUCGAGCUGUUCGACGAGGAUGAGGAUAUCCCAUUCCUUGUGGGCGAAGUCUUUCUCUCCCACAAACUGGGUGCCACACAGGAUCUGCUGAAGGAGACCAAGGAGCAGGUGCUGAAAGAAAUCGCCAGCGUUGAGGCCAAGGCCAAGGUCAUUAAGGCGGAAAUGGAUGAGCUGAAGGCCCAUUUGUAUCAGCGUUUCGGUAGCAACAUCUCCCUGGAAAGCGAUGACUAAAUCACCCGAUUGUGCAUUUAACAUUUAACAAAAUAGAGUACACUUUAAUUUAAACUCAA